Messenger RNA from Cuscuta campestris, 1126 nucleotides. The record is from the annotation of a GenBank genome assembly. Lineage: Eukaryota; Viridiplantae; Streptophyta; Magnoliopsida; Solanales; Convolvulaceae.
ACUGGGCUAAAGACUAACGGGCCGCUAGGAAUGAACGUCUAGACGGACACCUUGACAAACAAGGUGGGCUAAAAGAUUGAAUCCAAUCGAUUAGUUAGUCCAACUCAAGAGCUUAUAUACCGGUUAUUUUACUCUUGAACUUCCGAUGUGGGAUGCACUCUAACAGUACACUCUUGAACUUUGAUUGUUUAAAGAAAUAAUCCGAUGUUAACGAUUGAUGCUGUUCCAGACCUUUGUUUUCCCACUGCAUUCAGAAGCUUCCACUCCAUCAGAGAGUAGCUUUCUCCAUGACCUCACUUCAGUGUCAUCUGGGAUUUCUUCUGAUAUAUACACAGCUAGCACUGCUUCUUCAACCUAUUUGUGCCAGAGUGCUGAAGAAAAGACUUCCAUGGAGGCAGAAAUAGCAACCAAGCAUCUAAGACAGGCACAAUUUCAGUUCAUGAAAUCUGUUGGCAUUGAUCUGCAGUCCAAGAGACUUGUGGAUGCUUUGGUGGAGGUUGUAGUGCAAGAGGUCUGUGGUUCGACCCGAGAGAAGAAUUGGUCUAACUCCCUUAUUUUGAAGAAGAUGUUCCUAUUGGUGUCACUGAUUUUCCCACUGGUCAUCCUUGCUGUUCUCUUCACUUCACUUUACACUUCCAGUGCAACACAGCCCUUCCUUGGUCCUUUGCCAACCUGAAUGGUCCACACAUUACAUGAUUACGGAUUACCAGAGAAAUGUCAAGUUGUGUGUAUUGGACCUCUCUUUAGCCAGCAAUAGGCGGGGGCUUUUGGAGCAUGAGGUUGAAUUAGCGCGUACGGUAGCGGACCAAGAGGGCUUUUCGGAACAAGAGGGAACCAAUAUGCAUCAAGGUUUGCCAGCGUAAGAGAUUGAAGAAUUUGGAAAAAUAACUCGAGACCGGUAGGGAGACGAUCCAUGAGAUCGUUGGAAAAAGGUGCCAUGAUGAAGCUGACGUAGAGGAGGCCGACGAGGAUCAGCCGGAAGAGGCGGCGAUGUGGGGAGAGAGAGAGAGAGGAUCAAGAGAAACCUUCAUCGAAUUUUUUUCUCAGUAUCAACGAUGAGGAGAGAGAGAGGGAUCAGACUCUAAUACCAUGUUGAAUAUUGAAUUAUGGAUUUUACUGUGUUUAU